Rhododendron vialii is the source of this 441-nucleotide messenger RNA. RefSeq lists its product as uncharacterized. The transcript has a single exon. NCBI's taxonomy places the organism in Eukaryota, Viridiplantae, Streptophyta, Magnoliopsida, Ericales, Ericaceae. Gene Ontology annotation, molecular function: nucleic acid binding; RNA-DNA hybrid ribonuclease activity. Bases 1 to 441 code for a protein of 146 amino acids. The record is from RefSeq and is a predicted model, not a curated record.
AUGGUUAGAGAAGCAAGGGGUGGAUGGCAGAAGCCGUGUGGAGGAUUUCUCAAAAUUAAUGUGGAUGGAGCAUGGAAAUGGAAGACUAGAUUGGUGUUCAAGCCCCAUGGUUGCAGAGGCAUUAGCUGUUCGAAUGGGGUCGAACUAGGCCAAAAUCUGGGAUUGAGGAAUGUGCUUAUAGAAGGUGACUCACAAGCGGUUAUCAAUAUGAUUAACGGUCUGGCAGUGGUGAACCAAGAAGUGAAGAUUAUUAUUGACGGUAUCAAGGUUUUGAGUAGAUAUUUUGCUUCUUGUAUUUUCUCUUAUAGACAUAGAUCCUCCAAUUCAGUUGUGCAUUUGUUGGCUAGUAAGGGUUUAAUUGGGUUGGGGUAUAGUCGUUGGACUGAGUCGCCUCCAAUUUGGCUUCUUGAUCCCAUGUCUAGGGAUGAAGUUUCUUCUUGA